This is a messenger RNA of Menidia menidia (Atlantic silverside), 1062 nucleotides long. Lineage: Eukaryota; Metazoa; Chordata; Actinopteri; Atheriniformes; Atherinopsidae. The record is from the annotation of a GenBank genome assembly.
UCAGACUCAAAGUGCGAGAUUUGGAGCCUGAGGUGCCGUGCUCUCGCGAGAUUAGUGUGUUGACGCUUCAGGUCUCUUUUGAGUUUUCGAUGAGCUAUCAAACGAGUUGACAGGACUCGGCGCAAAUGGCUAAAGUUGAGCUGACGCCGCUCAGAUCGUGGGAUGACUUCUAUCCUGGCCAGGAGAGGUUUGCGAGACCAGACGUGAGAGAUUUGGCGAGAUGGAACAACAGAGUUGUCAGCAAUCUUCUUUAUUACCAGACGAAUUAUCUGGUGUUGGCCAUCGCUAUCUUCCUGGUUGUCGGGUUCCUGAACCCCCUGGGGAUGCUGACCGCCAUGGUCGUGGUGUCGGCUGUCUUCCUGGGCUCGGUGUGGGCCGGGGAGAACCGGAGCGCCGUCAGCGCCUUUAAGAGGCAGAACCCCGCGGCCUUCGUGCUGGCCGUCAUGGUGGUCAGCUACGUGCUGAUCUCACUGAUGGGGAGUGUCAUGGUGUUCAUGUCGGCCAUCACCUUACCACUGGCCAUGAUACUUGCACACGCUUCCUUUCGCCUCCGGAACAUGAAGAACAAACUGGAAAACAAGAUCGAGGGUGCGGGGCUGAAGAGGUCACCGAUGGGCAUUCUGCUGGAGGCUCUGGGUCAGCAGGAGGAGAACCUGCAGAAGAUCCAGAACCUGCUGGAAGCUAAGCUCAAGGACUGACGGGAGUUUUGGAGAGAGAACGCCCGGCUUUGUGGAGGAUCUCGACCAACGAUGGCUUCUUCUACAGCGUCAGGCCUCCAGUGAAAGAUAGUCAACUGAAUGCCUUUAUCUCUGACCUCAAGGUUUCCGGCGUCGCUCCGCACAAAAACCCGUCGGGACAGUUUUCCAGUUUUCCAACAGCUCCUCUUCUUCACAAAAAUCUGCCUUUAAUCAGUGUGAGAAAGCUGUCAGUUUUGAAUCUGAACGAAAACUCUCGACAAAAGCUAAAAAGCGCGUCACUGGAUAGCUUCAGGGCGGCAAGCGGCGUCUUGUACGAGCAUCGUAAAGGUUGUUUUUUUGUUUGUUUUUGUUGUUUUUUUUACAU